Molecule: messenger RNA, 937 nt
Organism: Diospyros lotus (date-plum)
Lineage: Eukaryota; Viridiplantae; Streptophyta; Magnoliopsida; Ericales; Ebenaceae
Product: casparian strip membrane protein 3
Exons: 3
Coding region: 130-735 (201 amino acids)
Source: RefSeq, a predicted model, not a curated record
CCAACAAAUGAAAUCAUACGAUCGAGCUCUCAGUCUCAGACCCAGCUCUUAUAUAUCAUUCAUACAUAAUAUAUAUUCUUAAUCUCUUAAUUAUAUCAACUUAAUUACAUUAAUUAAUAUUAUUGUUCCAUGGAUGCCAGCAGGAAGAGCAGCGAUGGGACGGCGAUCAACAUUCUGGACUCGUCCAAGUCCACCAAAGCCGCCACGGAAGCUGCCCAACACGGCGGAGGAGGGGGGAGGAAAGGCGUCGCCAUCUUCGACUUCAUCCUGAGGCUCUGCGCCAUUGCACCUGCUUUGGCCGCCUCUGCUACCAUGGGGACUACUGCCGAAACCCUUCCCUUCUUCACCCCGCUCUUCCAGUUCCAAGCCCAAUACAAUGAUAUUCCAACUUUUACUUUCUUCGUCAUCACCAAUGCAAUCGUGGCUGGGUAUCUUUUCCUCUCCUUGCCUUUCUCCAUAGUGUGCAUCGUUCGCCCCCAUGCAUUGGGACUGAGGCUACUGCUUCUCAUCUUGGACACGGUGAUGAUGGCUUUCACCGCAGCAGCUGCUUCGGCCGCAGCGGCCAUCGUCUACUUGGCACACUCCGGCAAUCCCAGCGCGAAUUGGGCCCCCAUCUGCCAGCAGUUCAAUAACUUCUGCAAAAGUGUUAGUGGAGCUGUGGUGGGUUCGUUCAUUACGGCGGUGCUGCUCGUGUUUCUGGUUCUGCUCUCUGCUGUGGCUCUUCGAAAGCAUUGAGAUCAGAACGGAGACUUUCUGUGAGAUAUAUAUAUUCUGCAGUGCUUGUAUGCAUAUUGGGUUUCAUUUUCCUGGAAAAAUGAGCUUUUUUCUGGGGGGGUGUGGAGUGAAAUUUUCUUGUCAUUGCUGUUAACUGGGUCAGAUCCGUCUCUGUCGUUUUUCAUUUCUCAUGAAUUGGACUUGUUAAGUUUGGCGUCAUAAC